Molecule: messenger RNA, 4674 nt
Organism: Haplochromis burtoni (Burton's mouthbrooder)
Lineage: Eukaryota; Metazoa; Chordata; Actinopteri; Cichliformes; Cichlidae
Product: bMERB domain-containing protein 1
Exons: 6
Coding region: 2212-2874 (220 amino acids)
Source: RefSeq, a predicted model, not a curated record
GCUGAUGAGUAUUUGGAUCAACAGUCAUGUGGCAUAAUAAAAACUCAGCAAUCUGGAAAUUUUGCUUCAAAAAGCUAUCACUUAGUGGAGCAGAUCUGAUUUUGUAACAGUUGCUCUACUUCAUAGACACUACCGUUUACUGCUUCUUUGACACACACACACACAAACACACACACACACAGUAUACACACAAGAAUGCUGACAAACAUGACCUGUCACCUACUGAAAUAUUCAAAUUAUUGAAAAGCUGGUACGAUGACAGCUGUCGUUCCCUUUGCUUUUGUCCUGACACAAUCUUUCAAAUACCUUUUUAUCCAUAUACAUGUUACAUAAUGUAAGCUGUUAAUAGGGUGCUACUGUUUACUGUAGUUUUUGGUUUAGUGUUUGGGAACUUUUUUGAAUUCUAGACUCACACUGUAAAAACUAAAACAAUGUGCAAUGUCAGAUAUUACUACAAAAAAAAAACAGCACGCACAGCUACUGUCUACCAAACAGAAGUGACAGAUUACAGUUUGCCUGCCUUGUAAUGUAUGUGACAAACAGCUAAACAGUGGUCAGUAAAUGUCUCCAGUCUACUGAAGUGUGAAAAUUACCCCUAAGACCAAUCCACGUACUGCACUGUGUUAGAUGAAGUAGAUAAGUUGCACUAAAACUGCAUAAUUGUUGAUCAAUUUAUUUUAGGAAAAACUUUGUGUGAGGUGUACAACAUGUUACUGUGUAAUUGUAAUUACUGUAUAUGUCAUAAUUGUAGAAACAUUCGUGUGACAUGCAGUCAUCAUAUGAUAUGCUCUGAGUUCUAGAUGUAUGGCUGAUUGAGAUCUGACACAAUCAUUGCUUCAGAUGUUUAUGCAAAAAGGUUGUGUGGCUAUAGGUGUGAGUCUGGGGGGCAAAGGUCUCAAACUCAGGAAAUGGAAAUGAUGCGUUACUAUGUAUGUGGCAAAAAAAAAAAUCAAGUGUGUGUAUGUGUGUCAAAUAGCAUUGCUGGGUAAAAUCACAAGUUUGAAAAUCAUGAUAUAUUUUGCACAUUAUUUUCUUAUAUAUCAUAUAUUAAGUAUGGUUCCAAAUGUAAUUGUGUAAAUAACCGUGAUCGUGUAAAUAACCGUGAUCGUGUAAAAUAAAUUUAGUUUUUUUUAACUUGGAGUCUUGGAUUCUUAUAACAACCACGGGGGAUUUACAGUGUUAUGUGCAUAGAUUGUUGGUCAAAGUCGGCCAGAUUUAAUUCAAGGGAUUAUACAAAAAGUUUGCAUUAACUGUUUAGAAAUUACAGUCAUUUUUAUACACAAACCCCUAUUUUCAGAGGUUCAAAAUUAAUCGACUAGCAGUUUCAUCGCCACCUGAGACGUCUUCCCUUGCUUUAUUGUGAAGCAGUCAUUCAAAAAAUGCUUUUCACUGUAAUUUUAAAUAUCAGUUCCAAAGAGAACCUUUGGGAAAGCGAAGAUUGUCGCCACUAAAGCUGAAAAAAAAAGCUGCAAUGACCAGCUCAGCAACACCAAACAGCCUGAAAGACCACAAAAGGCAGCUGAAAUGAUGAAUUAUUUCCAUGGUUAAGAAAAAAGACUUCAUAGCAUCUAAAAAAAAAAUUAAGACGAGGAGAAGGUAGGUGUAUCAUCAUCAUCAUUACAGUCAAGAGACGCCUUCAUUCACGAAUGAAUGCCUUCAUGGAAAUAAACAACAGGGUUCACAACAAGGUGAAAAACCACUAAUCAUACCCAAGAACAGGAAGACCAAAUAAGAAUUUAGCAGAAGAUACAACAUAAGCAUAACUGAUUUUUGGAAUUAAUGACCAGGAAAUAAAUAAAGAAAUAAAAAUGAUCCAUGCACUUGAAAGUAUGUUUGCUUAUCCAAUUAAUUCUGAGCCUCUGAAAAUGGAGAACUAUUUAUGGAAACCGUUGUAAUUUCUAAAACAUUUAAUUUAAUCUAAAAGUCUGGGCUUCGAUCACAUAUCGAUUGUUUCAAUGAUAAACCCACUGUGAUGGUGUGCAGAGGCAGACAAAUUGUGGCUCCAACUGUAAUUGAAACCACGUGCCACCAGAUGUCGCUAUUUAUUUGCUAUCAAAUCCGCGUUUGCGUUGACCAGGUAGUAACACAAGCAGGCUGCAACCGCGCACACGCACACACGCGCACACCGUCACCUGUCGGAGCGGGUGGAGAUCACUGGAGCAUCUCGCUGUCUCUGCCUCAGCAGGUUGUUGACUGACUGGCGAUGACUUAAUGAAGCACAACAACUGCGAGACCCUCCCCUGUAGCUGUCUUUGCUGUUCCCCAGCCUCUGCGAUUGGAAGCACAGAGAAUAGAGGAGCAGCUGUUGGACCGAUGGAUAAGAAGCAUCAGUACGGUUCACUGGAGCGCACUGAAUGGAGCAGAGACACCCACAAAGCAGAGGACGACGUGGUUUCCAUGGCAGACUCCACCAUCACCGUGGAUGACAUCGAGGGGGAGCUCUUUAAGAUUGAGAGGAUCAGGGAUGUCCUGGUUAGGAGAGAGUCAGAGCUCAGAUACAUGAUGGAUGACAUUCAGCUCUGCAAAGAGAUUACUCGUCUGAAGAAGGAGCUUCACAAAUUAGUGUCCAUACCAGAUAAUGACAAGUCCAAUGAUGACCGGCAGAAGGAGGAAGAGCUGCUACAGCAGAUCCAAAAGCUGGUAGAGACCAGAGAUUUCCUCGUGGAUGAUGUUGAAUUUGAACGUCUCAGGGAGAAAGAGGAAGAUAAAGAAAUGGCAGAUUUUCUGAAGUCCAAAUUGCCAAGAAAUCUGAAGAAGACAGGUAUGCCAACCAGAAGGGCACCCACCCGGGCUCAGCAGACAUCUUCGCCCCUCACCAAGACAGGACUCACCCUCCUGAAAGAGUGCUGUGGCUUUACAUGCUCCAUCAUGUAGACUAAAGCCAAAUGACAGCGCUCCUCUGCAGUGCUCUUCCACAGGACUCCUUUUUCCACUUUUAGCUCCAAGAAGGACUUUAAAGCAUGGGUCGAGCAAUGACAGCGUAGUGAGCUAUCCAUCCCAGGAAUUCAGGAAGCAACUUCAUCUAUAUUUAUUUUAUUAUUAAUUUAUUAGCUGUGUCUUGGCUUUGCAGGUCAACCCAGUGUAUUUGUAUCUAUUUGUCAUUUUCACAUAGGGUUUGAAGGACAGAAACCUCAUAACCCUGGUCAUUGUAAGUAAGUUAGCACGUUCUCUUAAAGUAAAAGUGGAAAAAAAAACUACUAUAGCCCACAGGUUUAUAUCAGGAUGCUUCACUGAACUAUGAUUAUUGUCAUCUCCUCAAUAUGUGUGUACGAGUCAGCAGGAUUCUAGACACCGCUAUAAUGUUAUUUGCAUUAUGAACACUACAAUAAUGAAUCUGGCAUUAAUCGGGAGCUCUGUCAGGAUGAAGUUGCCUGUGAUCUGACUCUAGAUCCAAAUAGGUAUGACCUUUUGAAUAGUGGUGGUUUGUGAAGGAAGAGUUAGUCAUCUGUCUCUCUCUAUUAUUCUUAAAUGAUUGGUAAGCUAGCCAGGCUCAAGGAGGGUGGCUUUUGGCAAGACAGGUUUGGGUAAAAGGAAAGCGCAUAUUGGUGUUUGAGAUUUUGACAAAAAUGACUAAACCUAAAAAAUUCCCUUUAAAAAAUCUGUUAAGUUUCCAGCAGAUUUACAGUGACACCUAACAAGUUGACAUCGAUGACAGCAGUGUUGUUCAAUAUCGAGACACAAAGCCGUACAUAUGCCACUGUACUCUCAGGAUGUGGGGUCUUGUAGAUAAAGGUCUUUAGUGCACAAUGAGUCAUAUAUACAGGACAUGGGGUUCAUGGAUGUAGUGACCAAUUAAGCUAUCUUGCAUCUCUUUGUGUUGCAAAGAGGAGUUGUCGCCAUGGAAACCCACAUCUUUAGAAUGGAACAGUGAGGAAAGUUGGACGGAUCAGAGAGAUGAGACUUCAAAAGUGUAACACAUCCAAAGGCAAUUGCUAUCAUGAAAGGCAGGCGGAGAACGAAAUAAAAUUACUAUUGCCACUUCCAUUAUUUUUUUCAAUAUUCUGGAUUUCCAAAGCAUCUGAAACUCUCCCGCACUCUUUCGGAUCAUCUACAAAACAGAGAUUAAGUAAACAUGAGAUUGUUUUACUCAGCUGAAAUGUAGAUAUGCUGAGGAUACAUGUCUCUAAAGUAGAUUCUGUUUGAGACCCCUAAAUCUAUCUAAUUGGUUUAAAUGAUGUCUCUUCGGCAAGCUUUCAGUUCUUUUCUAGACUUUGAAAUGGAUACAGCUGGCUCUUCACUUGAGUGAUUGGGUCCUUUGAUCAGUCUCAGCACUGUCACGGAGCCUCGGGUCAUGUAUCACUCAGCAACCACGUAUGAUGGCGUCAUGAAAGUCCAGAAAGGAUUCAAUGAUUAUUGAAAUACUGUCUCUAACAGCCAAAUUAAAAUAUGAUGUAGCAAGUAAACUUAGCCAUAAUAUGGGUUUGUGCAAGUUUUUUGAGAAGACAGUAUACUCUGAUGAAGGCUUCAUUUUCUCUUUCUCUGAGAUAUGAAGUGAAAUGAUGAUGUGAACCAUCUCCUAGAACAAAAGCUUUUUGUUAGUAAAGGUAGGCCAAUUUACAAAUUCGCAUGGAAAGAAAUCAUCAUACCGCCUUUCUUUUCAUGCAGAUAUUGCCUUUUAUGUUGGUUCCUAUGACUGAGCUGCACAGUGAUAAAUAAAGCUUUCUGCUCUGCAAA